Cucurbita maxima (winter squash) is the source of this 2486-nucleotide messenger RNA. RefSeq names its product protein STRUBBELIG-RECEPTOR FAMILY 2-like. Gene Ontology annotation, molecular function: protein binding; ATP binding; protein kinase activity. The transcript is spliced from 18 exons. Bases 220 to 2397 code for a protein of 725 amino acids. Lineage: Eukaryota; Viridiplantae; Streptophyta; Magnoliopsida; Cucurbitales; Cucurbitaceae. The record is from RefSeq and is a predicted model, not a curated record. Gene Ontology annotation, biological process: protein phosphorylation.
UCCAACGGCUAAACCGUUUUAGCCACGUGGACGCCAGCUCAUCAAAUUCCUGCAAUUGCAAAAACUCCGUUGUCUUCAUCACGGCAAUGCAGUACGCUGGCGGGUUAUUCAUACUCCAUUAUUGUCCGUACGACUUCACUUUCUCUCUGUGAGAACCAGUCGAGAACGCUUGCUUUCUAUCUCUCGAAGAGAACCUUCAAAACUGGACGUUAUUUAGAAAUGCUGCAACAGCGUCCGUUUACGUAUUUUAGUGUCGUCGUCUAUUCGACUAUUCUCACUUCGCUGGCUCGGGCGUUCACUAACCGGCCGGAGGUUGCAGCUCUUCAGGAUCUGUACGGUGCUUUGAACUAUCCACAUGAGCUUAUAGGAUGGAGAAAAUAUGGUGGUGAUCCUUGUGUGGAAUCAUGGACUGGAGUAUCUUGCUCCGGGUCAUCUGUAAUAUACCUUAAACUCCGCGAUUUAAACCUCACUGGGAAUCUUGGAGGGCAGCUCAACAACCUCAACAAUUUGAAGCAACUGGAUGUAAGCUCGAAUAGACUUACGGGUGAAAUUCCCCAUAACUUGCCUCAUAAUGCGACUCAUAUAAAUAUGGCAUUCAACCAUUUAAGCCAUAACAUUCCACAUACUUUAUCUUACAUGGGAAAUCUUCGACAUUUAAAUCUGAGCCAUAAUACUCUAUCUGGUGUGAUUGGGAAUGUGUUCACUGGUUUACAGAAUUUGAGAGAGAUGGAUUUGUCAUAUAAUGACUUCACUGGAGAUUUGCCAAGAUCAUUAGGUUCCUUGACAAACAUCACUAGACUGUUAUUGCAGAACAACAAAUUUACAGGAUCAGUUGCCUACUUGUCUCCACUUCCAUUAACUGACUUGAACAUCCAGGACAAUUGUUUUAGUGGCAUUAUUCCAGAAAAUUUUAGAACUAUUCCAAAUUUGUGGAUUGGGGGAAAUAGGUUUCAUGCAAGAGUCAAUUCUCCACCCUGGGAUUUCCCCCUGGAAAAAGCACCUAUGGUGCGAAACAUCAGUGGUCCUCCAACAACCAAGUCGAAUUCAAUCCAGAAUUAUCCCUCUCGUGGUGUCAGGCAAGAGAAGAAAAGGCUUGGUCCUGGUGGAAUACUUCUCCUGGUUGGCGGGUUAACACUAGUUGUAACCUUUGCAGCUCUCUUCAUUGUAUUCGCCAUUAGCAAUAUGAUACCCCGAUCACUCCCUCUGGGCAAAGCUGAAGAUGGUUUGUCCACCGCACCAGAAGAAAACUCACAGAGCUUGCCCCUGAGUUCUCUACUCAUGGGUGGUCAAAGGCCUAUAGCUUCAUUAAAUCGCACGAGAACCGAGAAAGUUUCUGGAAGACAAGGUUUCUCAAAGAGAUGCAAUCUCCCAGUGGGAACAAAAAUGUUCACUCUGGCAGAGCUUCAAUCAACCACAAACAACUUUAGUCAAGAGAAUCUUCUUGGAGAGGGAUCUCUUGGUGCUGUUUAUAGAGCUGAAUUUCCUGAUGGCCAAGUUUUGGCGGUGAAAAACAUCAACAUGGGAGCACUCUCUCUUACAGAAGAAGAGAAAUUUCUGGAUGUCGUAUGGACUGCUUCCCGUUUGAGGCACCCGAACAUUGUUACACUGCUUGGAUAUUGUGCAGAGCAUGGACAUUAUUUCCUCGGAUAUGAAUAUGUUCGAAAUCUGUCUCUUGAUGAAGCUUUACACUGUGAAUCUUUCAUGCCUCUGUCAUGGACUGUCCGUCUCCAGAUUGCUCUUGGAGUUGCUAGGGCUUUAGAUUAUUUGCAUAGAAGUUUUUUCCCGCCAGUUGCUCACUGCAAUCUGAAGGCUGCCAACAUCUUACUUGACGAUGAACUGAUUCCUCGUAUUUAUGGCUGUGGGCUAUCUGUUGCGAGGCGACUUGUGACCAACAGAGUUAAAACGAAGGCUUCUGAGAUUGCCAGUGGUGACAGAGGCUACCUUGCACCUGAACAUGGCCAGCCAGGAUUUGAUAACACCAGAAGUGACGUGUAUUCUUUUGGAGUGUUGCUUUUGGAGAUUGUCACUGGAAGAAAACCAUUUGACAAUUCGAAACCCAGGAAAGAACAAUCGCUGGUGAAAUGGGCUUCAUCUCGGCUUCAUGACAACGAGAGUAUAGAGCAGAUGGUUGAUCCAGUCAUUAAAGGAACAUUUUCCUCCAAGUCCCUCUCUCGCUUUGUUGAUAUUAUCUCCCUUUGUAUACAGCCUGUGAAGGAAUUCCGACCACCAAUGUCUGAAAUAGUGGAACACCUAACAAAUCUUCGGAGAAAGAUGGAGAUGACGAAACAUGCUGCAUCAGAAGGAACGGAAAUUGAUCCUUUUGAGAAGUCUUUUCGUUCAGCUAACACUGGUUUCGUAAGCUCACCAGCUUACAGCUAUUCUGCCACCUCAGUUUAGGUCUGGCCAAGCGAAAAAAAAUAAAUUUGCCAACAGAUGAGCCUAAAAUGAUGGUCCACCUUGUGUUGAGAAUCUUGACUGAGCUGCCC